Messenger RNA from Gallus gallus (chicken), 1957 nucleotides. Its product is annotated as SUN domain-containing protein 3-like. The transcript is spliced from 9 exons. NCBI's taxonomy places the organism in Eukaryota, Metazoa, Chordata, Aves, Galliformes, Phasianidae. Gene Ontology annotation, molecular function: protein-membrane adaptor activity. Bases 998 to 1918 code for a protein of 306 amino acids. Gene Ontology annotation, cellular component: meiotic nuclear membrane microtubule tethering complex; nuclear envelope. Gene Ontology annotation, biological process: nuclear envelope organization. The record is from RefSeq and is a predicted model, not a curated record.
UAGCUAGCCUUCCAGUACCUAAAGGGAGCCUAUAAGCAGGAGGGAAGUCAACUCUUCGCAAGGGUAGAUAAUGGCAGGACGAGGGGAAAUGGUUUUAAGUUGAGGGAGGGAAGAACUGGGUUGGAUAUGAGGGGGAAGCUCUUCACAGAGAAAGUGGGGAGGUGCUGGCACAGGCUGCCCAGAGAUGUUGUGGAUGCCCCAUCCCUGGAGGUGUUCAAGGCCAGGUUGGAUGGGGCCCUGGGCAGUCCGGUCUAGUAUUAGAUAUGGAGGUCGGUAACCCUGCAUGCGGCAAGGGGGCUGGAGCUUGAUGACCCUUGAGGUCUCUUCCAACCCAAGCCAUCCUAUGAUCCUGUGAUCCCCAUGCUCUUCCCCUGUGGGCUACUUGUAAAUUUGCAGUGGCGUGCCUUGUCAUCUUUUGAAAAGCAGUGACUUUUAUUCAUGUAUGCGCAUGGAAAUGGUCACGAGCAGGAAGAACUGUGUGCAGUUUUUUCCUGUUGGUGUUUUCUACAGGAACCGCCAUUUGCAGUCCUUCACGUCUGCUUGUGCCAUGGCUGUAAUGCAACGCUGGCGGACACUAGGAAGGCAGAUACAGGAAAGCAUUGGAAAAGUCUGGGGACCCAGCGUGAGACCUCUGACGUACAGAGCAUCAAAAGGCGGGACUGAAAAAGGCGGCCUGUAGCUCCCAGCCUGUCCCCCUUCAGCAGGAUCCUCCCAAGCAGGCUGCUUGGCAGGAGGUGCUGUGGUCUUGUAGGAUCUUUCCUCCUGCCGGCAGGAGGUGCAAAACCUGUUCCCUGUCAGGCUGGGCUGUUGCUCAAAACAUGGCGCUGCCUCCUCUGCGGUGACAUCACUGACCACUGUGAAGUCACAAUGGGCCCUCAGCACAGAGGCAGCUUGUCCCCACGCCUCCGGCACUCUCGGUCCUGACAGCACGGCUGUUGGAGAGGGAUUGGCUCACUGCUUAGGGAGCUGCGUGUUUUGUUCCUUGUGCUGCAAGGAAAUGGAGCAACAAGGGCAUGGCGAGCGGGGGAACUGGCAAACUAAGGUUUGGAAGACAGUUGCCCUGGUGCUGGUCACAGUGGCUGUGGCGUCCUUCGGCGUUUAUUGCGUCGGAGGUCUUGUGGAAGGUAUAAAGACAACAGCAGGAGCGACUGCAAGGCUGGCGCGUGGUGGUGGGGAAAUGGUGAGCCUUGACAAGGAGCUUGCUAAGGUCCAGCGGCAGCUUCAUGUCCUGCAAUGGAGAGCGAGGGACAUCACCGAGCGUGCUCUCCACGAAGCCCUGAGGAGAACUGAGCUCCCAGGCUUUACAGGCGAGGCUGUUCAAAAGAUGAUCGACCAAGUACUGGAGAAGCUGGAAGAAAGCCCAUUCCAGAUGACCAAUUAUGCCAGCAAAACUUCAGGCGCCGCUAUCGUUCGUUCCAAGACUUCUCCCUCCUGGAUUGGAAGUGGGAGAGUCUUCUGGCAGUCGCUGCCUCUGGUGGCUUAUAUGAGGCCUCCUGAGGUUAUUCUGGAGCCUGACAAUCAUCCAGGUAACUGCUGGCCCUUCCCGGGAAGUCAAGGGCACGUCUUCAUCAAGUUGCCUGUGGCCGUCUUCCCCACGGCAGUUACCAUAAAUCAUGGGGUUCCAGCAGCAGCGUACCAUGCAGACAGCAUCUCCAGUGCUCCAAAGGACUUUGCUGUCUAUGGCCUGCAGGAGGAAGAUGAUGAGAAAGGAACGUUGCUGGGAGAGUUCAUCUUCACGCCAGGCCAGGCUCCCGGUCAGACCUUCCAGCUGAAGAACGAGCACUCUGCGUUCAUCAAGUACGUAAGGCUGCAAGUGCUGAGCAACUGGGGCCACCGGGACUACACCUGCGUGUAUCAAUUCAGGCUCCACGGCGAUCCAGCCCAUGAUGGUGAUGCUAGGGGAAAGCUAUCUGCCUAGGGGAAUGCUGCCUGGCUUAGUUGUCAAUAAAUUACUUGA